AUGCCCAGGGAAGACAGGGCGACCUGGAAGUCCAACUACUUCCUUAAGAUCAUCCAACUUCUGGAUGAUUAUCCAAAAUGCUUCAUUGUGGGAGCAGACAACGUGGGCUCCAAGCAGAUGCAGCAGAUCCGCAUGUCCCUCCGCGGGAAGGCGGUGGUGCUGAUGGGCAAGAACACGAUGAUGCGCAAGGCCAUCCGAGGGCAUCUGGAAAACAACCCAGCUCUGGAGAAGCUGUUGCCUCAUAUCCGGGGGAACGUGGGCUUCGUGUUCACCAAGGAGGACCUCACUGAGAUCAGGGACAUGCUGCUGGCCAACAAGGUGCCAGCUGCCGCCCGUGCUGGUGCCAUAGCGCCGUGCGAAGUCACUGUGCCGGCCCAGAACACUGGUCUGGGGCCAGAGAAGACCUCCUUCUUCCAGGCUUUAGGCAUCACCACCAAGAUCUCCAGGGGCACCAUUGAAAUCCUGAGCGAUGUGCAGCUGAUUAAGACCGGAGACAAGGUGGGCGCCAGCGAAGCCACACUGCUGAACAUGCUGAACAUCUCCCCCUUCUCCUUCGGGCUGGUCAUCCAGCAGGUGUUUGACAAUGGCAGCAUCUAUAACCCUGAAGUGCUUGACAUCACAGAGGAAACUCUGCAUUCCCGCUUCCUGGAGGGUGUCCGCAAUGUUGCCAGCGUAUGCCUGCAGAUUGGUUACCCGACUGUUGCAUCUGUACCCCAUUCUAUCAUCAAUGGGUACAAGCGGGUCCUGGCCUUGUCUGUGGAGACUGAUUACACCUUCCCGCUUGCUGAAAAGGUCAAGGCCUUCUUGGCUGAUCCAUCUGCAUUUGUGGCUGCUGCCCCCGUUUCUGAGACGCUGAAGCGUUUUGCAGGGAAGGUCACAACAGCCAGCGUGAAGGAACGGAGAGAGAUCCUCAGUGAGCUGGGGAAAUGUGUUGCCGGAAAAGAUCUGCCGGAGGGAGCUGUGAAAGGCCUCUGUAAACUCUUCUGCUUGACCCUGCAUCGAUACAGGGAUGCAGCCUCGCGCCGGGCCCUGCAGGCAGCCAUCCAGCAGCUGGCCGAGGCCCAACCCGAAGCCACUGCCAAGAACCUUCUGCACUCUCUGCAGUCCUCGGGCAUCGGCUCCAAAGCGGGCGUCCCCAGUAAGAGCAGUGGCUCAGCCGCCUUGCUGGCCCUGUCCUGGACCGGCCUGCUGGUGCGCAUUGUCUUUCCCUCGAGAGCCAAGCGGCAAGGAGACAUCUGGAACAAACUGGUGGAGGUGCAGUGCCUGCUCCUGCUGGAGGUGCUGGGCGGCUCCCACAAGCACGCCGUGGACGGUGCCGUGAAGAAGCUCACCAAGCUGUGGAGAGAGAACCCUGGGCUGGUGGAACAGUACUUGUCAGCCAUUCUCAGCCUAGAGCCCAACCAGAGCUAUGCGGGCAUGCUGGGGCUGCUGGUGCAGUUCUGCACGAGCCACAAGGAGAUGGACGUGGUCAGCCAGCACAAGAGUGCCCUGCUGGACUUUUACGUGAAGAACAUCCUGAUGAGCAAAGUGAAGCCUCAGAAGUAUCUGUUGGAUAAUUGCACCCCUCUGCUCCGGUACAUGUCCCACUCGGAGUUUAAGGAUCUGGUCCUGCCUACCAUACAGAAGUCGUUACUGAGGAGUCCAGAGAAUGUCAUUGAAACUAUCUCCAGCCUGCUGGCAGCAGUGACUCUUGAUCUCAGCCAGUAUGCCCUGGACAUCGGGAAAGGACUGGCUGGUCAGCUGAAGUCCAACAGCCCUCGCCUGAUGGACGAAGCCGUGCUGGCGCUGCGGAACCUGGCCCGCCAGUGCAGUGACUCCUCGGCGAUGGAAGCCCUGGCCAGGCACCUGUUUGCUAUCCUCGGAGGCUCGGAGGGGAAGCUAACUAUUGUAGCCCAGAAGAUGAGCGUUCUCUCAGGGAUCGGGAGUGUCAGUCAUCACGUGGUGUCGGGGCCUUCCAGUCAAAUCCUGAGCGGGACCGUGGCUGAGCUCUUCAUCCCGUUCCUCCAGCAAGAAGUUCACGAAGGCACCUUGGUGCAUGCUGUCUCUGUCUUGGCUCUCUGGUGUCACCGCUUCACCACGGAAGUACCCAAGAAGCUCACCGAAUGGUUCAAGAAAGCCUUCAGCCUUAAAACCUCCACCUCUGCUGUGAGGCAUGCCUACCUGCAGUGCAUGUUGGUCUGCUUCCGAGGCGACACGCUGCUACAGGCCCUGGACUUGCUGCCCUUGCUUAUCCAGACAGUGGAGAAGGCGGCCUCCCAAGGCACUCAGGUUCCCGUUGUCACCGAAGGGGUCGCCGCUGCCUUGCUGCUCACAAAGCUCUCAAUGGCUGACUCGCAGGCUGAGGCCAAAUUGAGCGGUUUCUGGCAGCUCAUUUUGGAUGAGAAGAAGCAGGUUUUCACUUCCGAGAAAUUCCUGCUCAUGGCUUCAGAGGAUGCCCUGGGCACCGUGCUGCAGCUGACAGAGAGACUGUUUCUUGACCAUCCACAGCGACUCACAGGCAACAAAGUUCAGCAGUACCACCGGGCCCUGGCGGCCGUGCUCCUGAGCCGCACCUGGCACGUGCGCAGGCAGGCCCAGCAGACAGCCCGGAAGCUGCUGUCCUCUCUCGGGGGCUUCAAGCUGGCCUACGGACUGCUGGAGGAGCUGAAGACUGUCCUCAGUUCUCACAAGGUGCUGCCCUUCGAGGCUCUGGUGACCGACACUGGGGAGGUGACUGAGGUGGGCAAGGCCUACGUGCCCCCGCGGGUCCUGCAGGAGGCUCUGUGCGUCAUCUCCGGGGUGCCAGGGCUGGAGGGCGGCGUCACCGGCUUGGAACAGCUGGCGCAGGAGAUGCUGAUCAUUUCUCACCACCCGUCCUUAGUGGCUGUGCAGUCUGGCCUCUGGCCAGCACUUCUUGCCAGGAUGAAGAUUGAUCCAGAAGCCUUCAUUACCAGGCACUUGGACCAGAUCAUCCCCAGGAUCACCACACAGAGCCCUCUGAACCAGUCUUCCAUGAACGCCAUGGGCUCCCUCUCGAUCCUGUCCCCAGACCGGGUCCUCCCGCAGCUCAUCAGCACCGUCACCGCCUCCGUGCAGAACCCAGCGCUGUGCCAGGUGACGCGGGAGGAGUUUGCUAUCAUGCAGACCCCUGCGGGGGAGCUGUACGACAAGUCCAUCAUCCAGAGUGCCCAGCAGGACAGCAUAAAAAAGGCCAACAUGAAGCGAGAGAACAAAGCUUACUCCUUCAAGGAGCAGAUCAUCGAGCUGGAGCUGAAGGAGGAGAUAAAGAAGAAGAAAGGCAUAAAAGAGGAGGUGCAGCUGACCAGCAAACAGAAGGAGAUGCUGCAGGCCCAGCUGGAUAAGGAGGCGCAGAUCCGGAGGCGGCUGCAGGAGCUGGACGGUGAGCUGGAGGCGGCGCUGGGGCUGCUGGACACCAUCCUGGUCAAGAACCCAUCUGGCCUGACCCAGUAUAUCCCGGUCCUGGUCGACUCUUUCCUGCCCUUGCUGAAGUCUCCCCUGGCUGCUCCCAGGAUCAAGACCCCUUUCCUGUCCUUGGCUGCCUGUGUCAUGCCCCCGAGGCUCAAGGCUUUGGGCACUUUGGUGAGCCACGUGACUCUGCGCCUACUGAAGCCGGAAUGUGCCCUGGACAAGUCAUGGUGCCAGGAAGAGCUGUCGGUGGCCGUGAAGAGGGCGGUGACCCUGCUGCACAGUCACACCAUCACCAGCAGGGCGGGCAAGGGCGAGCCAGACGCCGCGCCCCUGUCCGCGCCAGCCUUCUCCUUGGUUUUCCCGUUUCUGAAGAUGGUGCUGACCGAGAUGCCCCACCACAGCGAGGAGGAGGAGGAAAGGAUGGCCCAGAUUCUUCAGAUCCUCACCGUCCACGCCCAGCUGCGGGCCUCCUCCAGCAACCCACCCGGGCGCGUGGAUGAGAAUGGCCCGGAGUUGCUACCUCGCGUGGCCAUGCUGCGCCUUCUGACCUGGGUUAUCGGGACAGGUUCUCCCCGACUUCAGGUUCUGGCUUCAGAGGCCCUGACCACCCUGUGUGCCAGCAGCAGUGGUGAGGAUGGCUGUGCCUUUGCGGAGCAGGAGGAGGUGGACGUGCUGCUCUGCGCCCUGCUGUCCCCCUGUGCCAGCGUGCGGGACACUGCACUCCGGGGCCUGUUGGAACUCCACAUGGUGUUACCGGCGCCUGACACUGAUGAGAAGAAUGGCUUGAAUCUCCUGCGCAGGCUCUGGGUGGUCAAGUUUGACAAGGAGGAGGAGAUCCGGAAGCUGGCCGAGAGGCUCUGGUUGACCAUGGGCCUAGAUCUGCAGCCAGAGCUCUGCUCCUUGCUCAUCGACGACGUCAUCUAUCAUGAGGCAGCUGUGAGGCAGGCCGGGGCAGAAGCCCUCUCCCAGGCGGUGGCACGUUACCAGCGGCAGGCGGCUGAGGUCAUGGGCAGGCUCAUGGAGAUCUACCAGGAGAAGCUCUAUCGGCCGCCCCCGGUGCUGGAUGCUCUGGGACGAGUUAUCUCCGAAUCUCCUCCAGACCAGUGGGAAGCCAGGUGUGGCUUGGCUUUGGCCCUGAACAAGCUCUCCCAGUGUUUGGACAGCUCUCAGGUGAAGCCACUCUUUCAAUUCUUUGUCCCCGACGCCCUCAAUGACCGAAACCCAGAUGUCCGGAAGUGCAUGUUAGAUGCAGCUCUUGCGACGCUCAACACACAUGGGAAGGAGAACGUCAACUCUCUGCUGCCGGUAUUCGAGGAGUUCCUAAAGAACGCGCCCAACGACGCCAGCUAUGACGCCGUGCGGCAGAGCGUGGUGGUCCUCAUGGGCUCUCUUGCCAAGCACCUGGACAAGAGCGACCCCAAAGUGAAGCCAAUUGUCGCCAAGCUCAUCGCUGCCCUCUCCACCCCCUCCCAGCAGGUCCAGGAGUCCGUGGCCAGCUGCUUGCCGCCCCUCGUCCCUGCCAUCAAGGAGGACGCGGGGGGUAUGAUCCAGAGGCUGAUGCAGCAGCUGCUGGAGUCAGACAAGUAUGCCGAGCGCAAAGGGGCUGCGUAUGGGCUGGCGGGCCUGGUGAAGGGCCUGGGCAUCCUGUCGCUGAAGCAGCAGGAGAUGAUGGCUGCGCUGACCGAUGCCAUCCAGGACAAGAAGAACUUCCGCCGCAGGGAGGGAGCCCUCUUUGCCUUCGAGAUGCUCUGCACCAUGCUGGGGAAGCUCUUCGAGCCAUAUGUGGUCCACGUGCUGCCCCAUCUGCUGCUGUGCUUUGGGGACGGGAACCAGUACGUGCGGGAGGCUGCAGAUGACUGUGCCAAGGCCGUGAUGAGCAACCUGAGUGCUCAUGGGGUGAAGCUGGUGCUCCCCUCCUUGCUGGCUGCCCUGGAGGAGGAAUCCUGGAGAACCAAAGCCGGGUCGGUGGAGUUGCUUGGGGCCAUGGCCUACUGUGCUCCCAAGCAGCUGUCGUCCUGCCUACCCAACAUCGUGCCUAAGCUCACAGAGGUGCUCACCGACUCCCACGUCAAAGUGCAGAAGGCCGGGCAGCAGGCGCUCAGGCAGAUCGGCUCUGUCAUCAGGAACCCAGAGAUCCUGGCCAUUGCCCCGGUCCUGCUGGACGCCCUGACAGACCCCUCCCGGAAGACCCAGAAGUGCUUGCAGACCUUGCUGGACACCAAGUUUGUCCACUUCAUCGAUGCCCCUUCCCUGGCCCUCAUCAUGCCCAUCGUCCAGAGAGCCUUCCAGGACCGUUCCACGGACACACGGAAGAUGGCCGCCCAGAUCAUUGGCAACAUGUACUCGCUGACAGACCAGAAGGACUUGGCUCCUUACCUGCCAAGCGUGACGCCUGGUCUGAAAGCCUCUCUCCUGGAUCCUGUGCCUGAGGUACGGACGGUGUCUGCAAAGGCGCUCGGGGCCAUGGUCAAGGGCAUGGGGGAAUCGUGCUUUGAGGACUUGCUGCCGUGGUUGAUGGAGACACUGACCUACGAGCAGAGCUCUGUGGAUCGCUCAGGCGCUGCGCAGGGGUUGGCUGAGGUUAUGGCCGGCUUGGGGGUGGAGAAGUUGGAGAAGCUGAUGCCAGAAAUUGUGGCUACAGCCAGCAAAGUCGACAUUGCCCCUCACGUCCGAGACGGCUACAUCAUGAUGUUCAACUACCUGCCCAUCACCUUUGGGGACAAAUUCACUCCUUAUGUGGGGCCCAUCAUCCCCUGUAUUCUCAAAGCUCUUGCUGAUGAGAACGAGUUUGUGCGUGAUACUGCCCUGCGUGCGGGCCAGCGGGUCAUCUCCAUGUAUGCCGAGACGGCCAUCGCCCUGCUGCUGCCCCAGCUGGAGCAAGGCCUCUUUGAUGACCUCUGGAGAAUAAGGUUCAGCUCUGUUCAGCUCCUUGGCGAUCUCCUGUUCCACAUCUCAGGAGUCACUGGGAAGAUGACCACAGAAACUGCUUCAGAGGAUGACAACUUCGGAACCGCUCAGUCCAACAAGGCGAUCAUCACUGCCCUGGGGGUAGAUCGGCGGAACCGGGUGUUGGCGGGGCUGUACAUGGGCCGCUCGGACACCCAGCUGGUGGUGCGGCAGGCCUCCCUGCACGUCUGGAAGAUUGUGGUCUCCAACACCCCCCGCACCUUGCGCGAGAUCCUGCCCACCCUCUUUGGGCUCCUGCUGGGUUUCCUGGCCAGCACGUGUGCGGAUAAGAGAACGAUCGCAGCCAGGACGCUGGGAGAUCUCGUUCGGAAGUUAGGGGAGAAAAUCCUGCCGGAGAUCAUCCCCAUCCUGGAGGAAGGCCUGAGAUCUCCCAAGAGCGACGAGAGGCAGGGUGUGUGCAUUGGGCUGAGCGAGAUCAUGAAGUCCACCAGCCGGGACGCGGUGCUGUAUUUCUCUGAGUCCCUUGUGCCCACGGCGAGGAAGGCCUUGUGUGACCCGCUGGAGGAGGUCAGAGAAGCGGCGGCCAAGACCUUCGAGCAGCUGCACUCCACCAUCGGCCACCAGGCCCUGGAGGACAUCCUCCCAUUUUUACUGAAGCAGCUGGAUGACGAGGAGGUGUCCGAGUUUGCCUUGGACGGUCUGAAGCAGGUGAUGGCCAUCAAGAGCCGUGUGGUGCUGCCCUACCUCGUGCCCAAGCUGACGACCCCGCCCGUCAACACCCGGGUCCUGGCUUUCCUUUCGUCUGUGGCGGGUGAUGCCCUGACGCGUCAUCUUGGCGUGAUCCUCCCGGCAGUCAUGUUGGCCCUGAAGGAGAAGCUGGGGACUCCAGACGAGCAGCUGGAGAUGGCCAACUGUCAGGCUGUGAUCCUGUCGGUGGAGGAUGACACCGGGCACCGGAUCAUCAUCGAGGACCUCUUGGAAGCCACCCGCAGCCCCGAGGUGGGCAUGAGGCAGGCCGCAGCCAUCAUCCUCAACAUCUACUGCUCGCGCUCCAAGGCGGACUAUACCAGCCACCUGCGGAGCCUGGUCUCAGGUCUGAUCCGCCUCUUCAACGACUCCAGCCCCGUGGUUCUGGAGGAGAGCUGGGAUGCCCUGAAUGCCAUCACCAAGAAACUGGAUGCGGGCAACCAGCUGGCCCUCAUUGAGGAACUGCACAAGGAAAUCCGGUUCAUAGGAAAUGAGAGCAAAGGCGAGCACGUGCCAGGCUUCUGCCUCCCGAAGAAGGGGGUAACGUCCAUCCUUCCAGUGCUGCGGGAGGGGGUCCUGACUGGCAGCCCGGAACAGAAAGAGGAAGCCGCCAAAGCGUUAGGCUUGGUGAUCCGUCUCACCUCGGCGGAUGCCCUGCGGCCCUCUGUGGUCAACAUCACCGGCCCUCUGAUUCGCAUCCUGGGGGACCGGUUCAGCUGGAACGUGAAGGCAGCUCUACUCGAGACGCUCAGCCUCUUGCUGGCCAAGGUCGGGAUCGCCUUGAAGCCCUUCCUGCCCCAGCUACAGACCACCUUCACCAAAGCCCUGCAGGACUCUAACCGCGGCGUGCGCCUAAAGGCCGCCGACGCACUGGGAAAGCUCAUUUCCAUCCACAUCAAGGUGGAUCCUCUCUUCACGGAGCUGCUGAACGGCAUCCGGGUCAUGGAGGACCCGGGCGUCAGGGACACCAUGCUGCAGGCCCUGAGGUUUGUGAUUCAGGGAGCGGGGGCCAAAGUGGAUGUGGUCAUCCGGAAAAACAUCGUCUCGCUCCUGCUGAGCAUGCUGGGACACGACGAGGACAACACGCGCAUCUCCUCGGCCGGGUGCCUGGGGGAGCUGUGCGCCUUUCUGACGGAAGAGGAGCUCAGCACCGUUCUUCAGCAGUACUUGCUGGCGGAUGUGUCUGGCAUUGACUGGAUGGUUCGGCACGGGCGGAGCCUGGCUCUCUCCGUGGCUGUGAGCGUGGCUCCCAGCAGACUCUGCGUGGGCAAGUAUGGCGGUGACGUCCAGGACAUGAUCCUCAGUAACGCCAUGGCGGACAGGAUCCCCAUCGCUGUGAGCGGGGUCCGGGGCAUGGGCUUCCUGAUGAAGCACCACAUCGAGACCGGAGGAGGACAGUUGCCGGCCAAACUCUCCAGCCUGUUCAUUAAGUGUCUGCAGAACCCAUCCAGUGACAUCAGGUUGGUGGCUGAGAAGAUGAUCUGGUGGGCAAACAAGGACCCGCUGCCUGCCUUGGACCCCCAGGCCAUCAAGCCCAUCCUGAAGGCCCUCCUGGACAACACCAAGGAUAAAAACACCGUCGUCAGGGCCUACAGCGACCAGGCAAUUGUCAACCUCCUCAAGAUGAGGCAGGGAGAGGAAGUGUUUCAGUCCCUCUGCAAGAUCCUGGAUGUGGCCAGCUUGGAAGUGUUGAAUGAAUGCAACCGGAGGUCUCUGAAGAAGCUGGCUGGCCAGGCCGACUCCACGGAGCAGGUGGACGACACCAUCCUGACCUGA
Rangifer tarandus platyrhynchus (Svalbard reindeer) is the source of this 8838-nucleotide messenger RNA. Lineage: Eukaryota; Metazoa; Chordata; Mammalia; Artiodactyla; Cervidae. The record is from the annotation of a GenBank genome assembly.